Trifolium pratense (red clover) is the source of this 1889-nucleotide messenger RNA. RefSeq names its product probable aminotransferase TAT2. Lineage: Eukaryota; Viridiplantae; Streptophyta; Magnoliopsida; Fabales; Fabaceae. The coding region runs from base 280 to 1536 and encodes 418 amino acids. Gene Ontology annotation, molecular function: pyridoxal phosphate binding; transaminase activity. The record is from RefSeq and is a predicted model, not a curated record. Gene Ontology annotation, biological process: amino acid metabolic process; biosynthetic process. The transcript has 7 exons.
GGAAGAAAACAAAAAGUGACAAGAGCACUCAUAAUCAUAAAAACUAAUUGUAAUUUUGUAGAAGCGACGUAAAAUUACGUGUUUAUAAGAUGUGUCACACUUUAUAGUUUAUGCAAAAUUACAGUAGACCGCCGUGAUUCUAACAAGAUACCAAACAUUUACGUAAAGUGAUAAAACACAAGUGGAGUUUGUCUUUAUUCAUUCACACUAGCCAAUUGCCAUUUUUCUUCUCUACUCAAUCACUUAACUCCUUCUUCAUCACUUGUUGACCAAUCUCAAAUGGAGAAAGAAAAUGGUGAGAAGUGGAAGUUUCAAGGGAACAAAGGGUUGAAUACUACAUCUGUUUCUGUUAGAGGGGUCUAUAACAUGCUUAUGGACUCUAUCAACAAUAAUGAUAACAACAAAACCUUGAUUCGUCUCUGUCGUGUAGAUCCCACAGAUAAUCCACUUUUUAGAACUACUCCAGUAGCUCAUGAAGCUGUUGCUGCUGCAGCUCAAUCUUUUAACUUCAAUUGUUACCCUCCCACUGUUGGCUUACCUGAUGCAAAAAGGGCUAUUGCAAAUUAUCUUUCUUCUGAUCUUCCAUACCAGUUAUCACCAGAAGAUGUUUUUCUCACUGUUGGCGGAACACAAGCUAUAGAUAUAAUCUUACCUGUUCUUGCACGUCCUGGGGCCAACAUUCUCCUUCCAAGACCAGGCUACCCACAAUAUGAUUCUCGUGCCGCUUGUUGUCAACUUGAAGUUCGCUACUUCGAUCUUCUUCCUCAGAAAGGUUGGGAAGUUGACCUUGAUUCCCUUGAAGCUAUGACAGAUGAUAACACUGUUGCCAUGGUCCUCAUAAAUCCUAGCAAUCCAUGUGGGAAUGUGUUCACAUAUCAACAUUUAGAAAAGGUUGCUGAGACCGCAAAGAAACUUGGAAUUUGUGUAAUUUCUGACGAAGUUUAUGCUCACGUGGCGUUUGGAAACAAUCCAUUUGUUCCCAUGGGAGUGUUUUCAUCGAUAGUUCCGGUUAUUACAAUUGGUUCCUUGUCAAAAAGAUGGUUAGUUCCUGGUUGGAGAACUGGUUGGAUAGCCACAUGUGACCCCAACAAAAUUUUCCAAAAAACUGGGAUAGUGAGAAAUAUCAUCAGCUAUUUGGAGAUCACUUCUGACCCUCUAACCUUUAUGCAGGCAGCAGUACCUCAAAUUCUUGAGAAAACAAAAGCUGAAUUCCAUUUAAAAAAUCUUAAUAUGAUGAGGGAAGCUGCAGACAUAUUUGAUGAUGUAUGUAAGGAGAUUCCUUGCUUGACAUGCCCUCACAAACCAGAAGGAGCCAUGGCUGCUAUGGUAGAGAUUAAUUUUUCUCAAGUUAAAGGCAUUAUUGAUGAUGUGGAUUUCUGUGUCAAAUUGGCCAAAGAGGAAUCUGUAAUUCUUCUUCCGGGCGUUACUGUUGGACUAAAGAAUUGGCUUCGGAUUAGUCUUGCUGUUGACCCUUCUGAUCUUGAAGAGGGCCUUAGCAGGUUAAAAGCAUUCAGCCUUCGGCAUGCAAUUAGUUAAUAGGUCUUAUGAUUUGGUAGGUACGCCCCUCGGCGUCUCUAUCUAAACCUUCAAAGUAAUAAGGUGUCUAUUUGACUCAUUUUUAAUCCGAAUGUGAGACUAAUAACUCACACUUUGAGUUCUUUCCAUCAAGUACAAGUAUGAUACAACUCUCAUAAAUAUGACCGAUGAUAUUUGCACCCUGGACCAACCAACAAGUCAAAUGCCCUGCCCAAUUGUAAGGGAUUUGGAUAUUACGUUGAGUGUCUGUUGUACUGAAUAUAAGUCGUCCGAUCUUAAAUGAAUGGUAGAGAUUGUUUAAAAUAAAGGUAUAAUGUAAACUGUUUGAUCCCCAAAUCAAUGGGUUAGAUCCA